UAUAAAACCGAUACUAAGAUAAUAUUCUUAUUUUGGGUUAAGUUUGCAAGUCCUAAAGUAAUAAUUGCCAGUUUAUCCGGCUAGCAGUGAAGCUUUGCGAUAGCGCCUUGAAAAUAUUUUAAAUUGAACCGAAAGGAGGUGAAGCAAAAUGAGUUCAAACAGAGCCUGUAGCAAUACCAAAAACAACAACAACUCCGUAGAAUCGCCACUACAUAUGCAAAACCAAAGCGAUGCUGCGCUCCAGCACUCUAUUGGCUACGCGCGCGAAUUCAGCACGCAGGCGGCGGCCUAUCAUCUGCUCAAAACGGAGGAGCCUCUGGUCCAUCUGCACCGCACCAUCGUACUGCUGAGUACCAAAAUCCAACCGCACUGCUUUGCGCCGACGCACCUCGAGCUGGCCAAAUUCUUUGUGGACCUGCAGGCAUUGAUGAGCGCUCUGGAUGAUGAAAGCGACGCGUUGUGGGCAUGCGUGGCUCUGCUGCAGCACUGUAGUCGCAAUCUAGAGGCACGUCGUGCCAUAGUCGAGCAAUAUUGCUAUGUGCCGGUGCUGAGCUAUUUGUUGGUACGCACAACCCGGCCAGAGCGCGUCCAUCGCCUAAUGCUACUGCUGCAGGAUCUCACAUAUGGCAUACGCAUUGCCUGGGAGGAACCGUAUCUGGUGGUGCUGCUCGAGCACCUAGUAGACAUUGUGCACAACACGGAGUGCGACGCUAGCGAGACGGCAUCGCCGCAGGACGAUAGCUCACACGCACUCCUCGCGCUCUCCAUCCUCGUUAAUUUGUGCUAUAAGAAUUUUGUGGUUCUGUUUCUCUUUCUGCGCCGUGUGAACAUCUCAAGCUUCAGUCGACGCAUUCAACAUUAUGGCCUGCUGGCUAACAAGAUGCUUAUCAUUCUCUCUCAGGAUGUGCACCCCUUCGAGGAGCGUGAGCUGCACAUAUUCCUUCGCACAUCUUUCGCAGCGAUCGACGAAUGCCUUAAGCAGUGGAACGUUCCUCAGUUGAGUCACAUUGUGGACUUUCUGCUCGAUUCCCAGUGUCAUCCCCGACUGCAACGUGCGAUGCUCACGCACACUCACUAUUGUGAGGACAUCGAGCGGUUGCUGGAUCAAAUCGACGCGCGUAGCGGCAUGGACGACUCCAGUGAGGAUAUGCGCAAGCAUCAGCAACUCUGCAUGGAUCUCAUCUUCCGGCUGGUCAGCCACGUGUUGCAACUCAGUACUAAAGACAACAGCAACAUUAUUAGCCUGGACGCCAUCACGCCACGUCUCUAUGAGCUACUCUGCUGCUGGAUGGAAUCGGAGCAUUGUGGUGUGGCCGCCAUCGAAUUGCUGUCCAUACUAUUGCGUGUGGGCAGGCGCGGUAUCAUUUCCCAGCUCAUAGCCCGAGAACCCACAACAGUGAUCAAGUUGGUGGCCAGUACCAAGCUAGCAGACACAAAGCCCGAUCACGUGAUGGCCAUACUGCGCCUGUUGCUGACACUGCUGCGUGAAUCCAAGACCGAGAAACUAGUACUGGCCGAGAUAUCCGAAUCGUAUUUUGAUAAUAUACUGGCCGCACCGCUGGCUCUGAAGCCGGAGCUACUCAGCAAGCACGCCAUUGCUCAGUCCGAGAUAGACAAGGCAAUUUUCUGCCUGCUGCUGCUCAUCAAUUUUGCCAACAUUGCCAAGAAGGCGUAUUUCGACAAGUGCCGUGAGCUCCUCGACAAACCGCAGCUCCAGUACGCGAUGGCUCGUGCCAUGGUCUCCGGAACUGAACAAGUGGCCUCAGCUGUAUUUAAAAUUGCACAAUUCGAGCACUUUCCCAGGGCAGCCGUGGCUAAGCAUGUCGCCAACAUUAGCGCCAGCGGCAAUAGCAAUGGUGAAACACCUUCUAGCACCAACGCGGAUGCCGAGCAGUGGCGGAACCUAAAUGCCAUUUUAAAGAGUCAUCGAACUUUAGUGGACAAGGAGCUAACCCAGCGUGUUAAUGGUCUCAUUGACAGCAUUAACAGCACGCUGCAGAAUCACGAGCUGCACAAUGCCCCUGUCUCACAGGUCAUUGAGCUGUACAACCAUCGCAUCAGCAGCCUAAACUGUGCCAUGUCGAAUAUGCAGCAGCGCCUGGAGCAGGCCAGUGCCCAAAUCACAAGAACCACUCAACUAAAUAAUAUGCAGAAUGCAGAGUUGGAGCUUUUUCAGAGUAAAAACUUUGAGCUACUGAUCAGCCAGGAGCGACUUCAAUCACAGUGCAAAGAUCUGAAACAACAGACUGACAAACUCAAGUCUAACAUGAGCAAUUUAAUCAAAGACUUUUCGGAGAGCUCCGAGCAAUUGCAAGUCAAGGAGCGCCGACUGGCUGUGGCUGCAUCCGAAAUACUAGAUUACCAGAAAAGGUGUGAAGAGUUGCGCAGCAGCUUGAGCGCAAAAACUGAAGAGGUGGCCAAACUGGAGACACACAACAAAGAGAACCUCACACGCAUCGAGAAACUUAAGAAAACUGUCAAUGCAUACGAGCACGAUAUCAAAGAGAAGGUUCGCACCAUUGAAGAGCGCGAGCGAGAUCUUGCCAAGACCCAAAAAGGUCUGGAAGAACAGCGUGAGGCGCGUAAGAAAUCCGAGGACUUAGUUAGUGUCCUUGAGAAACAGCUGCAAGAGCGGAAGGAGCAAAUCGAGAAUCUCGAAAUGGAGCAGAAAGAGACCGAGGACUUGCGCAAGACCAUCAUGAGUCUUAUGGAGAGCAAAAAGCCGAAGCGAAAGUAGACCCACUUUUUUUUUUCUUUUCUAAUUAAGACAUUUUUAAGACACAUAAAAUGGUUUUAACUCAUUCAUUCAUAUAGGCCCCGUUAAUGAAAAAUUGAUUCAUUUGUGUUUAUUUACAUUUUAUUGCAUUCCGCAUUAACAAACAUUACAAUAUUUAUUAUGCAAUUUAUUUCGUGUCGCGCUUUAAAAUUCCAUUACAAAAACCAAUUUAACCAAAAACGA
This is a messenger RNA of Scaptodrosophila lebanonensis, 2959 nucleotides long. RefSeq lists its product as uncharacterized. Lineage: Eukaryota; Metazoa; Arthropoda; Insecta; Diptera; Drosophilidae. The coding region runs from base 149 to 2737 and encodes 862 amino acids. The record is from RefSeq and is a predicted model, not a curated record. The transcript is spliced from 6 exons.